AUGUUGCUAUGGUAAAACUAACCUUUACAAUUUACUUUUGAACUUUUCAAAACGAUAAGAUAUAAGAAUAUAGCUAUGUUGCCUAAAUUUCUUUGAAAUGGCUGGUGGGUUUGAAAUUCUUAUUGAAGAUGAUGAAACUAAUACUAUAUUUCAGUAUGAAAAGCGUGUGAACAAAAUGAAAGGCUCGAUACGAAAUCUUGAAGAUGGGAAAACCUAUCACUUACAGCAAAUGUAUAACUCUGUUGGAAGAGAUAAUUGUGACAUAAACAUUACUUCCCUACCCCUUGGUGGUAGACAUGCAGUUAUUCAAUACAACGAUCAAAUAAACUGUUUUACAAUUGAGGAUUCCCAUUCACCUCACCGUGUAUAUGUUAACGACUGCCGUAUCCAAAAUGCUUCUGUUCGAUUAGCUCAUGGUGAUAUUAUCAGGUUUGGGCAUGGUGGACCAAGAUUUGAUGUACUUCUUGACAUUCAAAGUAAUCCACCAGUAGUUACCCAACAAGCCUGGAAUGACGGUCAUUUAAUAAAAAAUUCAAACCUUCCUUAUCUACCACUUCAAACUUCGACUAACAAUACAAGUAAGCCAUAUUCCACCAUUUCUUAUGGAAGACACAAUGGGUACCAUGGCCAUAACAAACCCACAGAAGUACCAACGAACAUAGUCCCUCAUCCCCCUCCACGGCAACGUCCAGUCAGCGCAAACCCUGCGAAUGGAGUGUUUUUAGCAUCAUCAACACGACCAAUGUCAUCAACACUUCCAAAAGAUUAUUCAGGCUGGAAGACUUCAGAACAAGUCAAAGAAUUAGAAUCCCGAUUAACAAAAAUGGGUGAUAAUUUGAAUCGACUAACAACUCUUGAGAACGAAUGUUAUCAGAAAGAUAAUACCAUCAUGAAUUUACAAAAUGAAGUUGAUAAUCUACGUAGAGCACUUGAUGAUUACAAUAUUUCCAUUGCAGAUGAGCAUGCUCGAAGAUUAGCCAUGUUGCAAUCUCAAGUUACGUAUAAAGAUGAGGAAAUAAGACAUUUACAGGAUGAAAACAGAAGACUGAAAUCAGAGAGGGAUUAUUCUAACUAUUCAACCAAUCAAAUAGCAGAUAUGAAAACACAGUUAUCACGUCAUGAACAAAACAUUGCCAUGAUGGAAACUGAAAUGCGGAAAGCUAAUCAGGAGAAAUCACAAAUGGCCAUGUUAGUGAAUACAUUGCAAAAAGAAAUUACAGCAAAAGAUGUGCUCUUGAAGAAAGCCAAAACAGAGACAGAAAAAUAUAAAGUUGAUAAUCGAAACAAACAAUUGGAAAUUUCCACCCUAGCAGCAAAGAUUGCGAAGCAAACUGCUGUUCGUGAAGCAGAAAUAGAAUUAAAAAAGAGAGAAGAAGAAAUUGGAAACCUACGUUAUAGAUUACGAACAACAGAAGAAAAAUUAAAUAAGCAUUUAUCAACAUUCUCAGAAAUUGAAGAUUCGUUGUCUCAAUCUACUUACACCGUGUCAGAAUUUGAAAAGACCAAUAAAUCUUUGCAUGAUGAGUUGCAACAUUCAAGAAUACGCUGCAGUCAGCUUGAACGUGACGAACAAGCAAUGAGAAUUGAACUUCAAAAUUUUAAACGAAAGUAUGAUAAGUUUCAUAAAAGAAUUGCAGAGUUUAUUGGUCAAGAAGGCAAGAAGUUUUCAUCUGUUCUUGAAGAUGAAGAUGUGGUUAACUAUAUACAUGAAUUGAAAGAUGAGCGAGACAAUGCACAAAACAGACUAGAAGAAGUACUAACAGAAAAGCUUCGAUUGGAGGAGGAACAAGUCGAUAAUUCAUCAUUGGAUAUGUUACGUGAUAUAUUGUCUGGCAUAGAAAAGAGGCUAAUACAAAAUGGUAGAUCAUGUAAAUAUUUGCAAAAUGAGUUAAAUCUGAUACAAAACUUUGAGGUUCCAGAUCAGUUGCAUUGGAUAAAGAGCUUUAUCACAGCUUUGUUAUCGCAAGAGUAUGAUUGGGAACAAGAAAUAGAAAAUGCUUUAGAAUCAAUGAUCGACGAAACAGCAGAUCAAGGAAUUGAUCCAUCUGUGUUGAUUAAACGUUUGCACGAAAAAUUAAAUAUUAAUGCAAAUCAAAUCCAUGACCUGGAAGUCAGAUAUGCUAUUAGUCCCAGAAGGCGUUAUAAAAGGAUAAAUUCAUCCGAAUACGAACAAUCCCAACUGUACAAUGAUCUAAAGGAAAAAAUCAAAGAAAAAUACAAGAAGAAAACCGAGAAGGCUUUAAAAGAAUAUAAAAGCGCUGAGGAGAUUAAAUUUGAAAAUAGAAUGCGUGAAGUGUUGGAGGAAGAACAGGAGAAGUUAUCAUCAGCUUUGCAAACACAAAAAGAACUUUAUGAAAGCGAACUUGGUAGCGUUUCCAAUUUAUCAAUCAAAAUUGAAUCAUUAAAGUUGGAACAUAGAAAAGCGAGGGACGAAUUUCACAAGCUACAAAAAGAUUUGGAAACGUCGAGAAGAAAUGAGGCGUCGCUUGAACAAAAACUGAAAGAAAAGGACAUGGCUUUUACAAUUAAGGAAGAAAUUCUAGAGAAGAAAAUAAGAGCCAAAGAAAUGAAUGAAUUGAAAAUGUACAAGGAUCGCGACCACGAAUACACAUUAACGAUCACUUCAUUAGAGAACACUAUUCUUGAUAUCAACAAAGAAAAGAAAGAAUUAGAAUAUCAACUAAUGAAUAUGCAGGGAUUGGUGAAAGAGCAAAAGCAUGACCAAAAGAAACUGAAGAAAGAAGAACAACAAAACUUUUCAAAAAUAAAGAAUGAGAUGAAAGAAUUAAACAGUUUGAACCAAACCUUAAGAGAUGAGAUUGUAGCACUCAAGAAAGAACGCGAUGAUCACAAAGAAGUCUCCAGAACUUUAAAGAAUGACUUAGAAGGUUUAUCAGCAAAACUGACAGAUUUAAAAGGAGAGCUUCAGGAAGAAAAUAAGCAAAAGAUGGAGAGCCUGGAAGAGAAAACAAAAAUGCAAGAAAAAGAUCUUAAAGAACAUCGCAAGCAGUUACUGCAGAUGUCAGCACUUGUGGAGGAACAGAAAACCAAAAUUAUUGAGCAGGAUAAGAAACUUAUGAAACACAACAAUACGUUGGCUUCUCAAGCAGAUGGUUUAAGAGAAAGUCAAGUAAUGAGUGAAGAAAAAGAAGCGGGUAGAAAGAGUGUUAGGUUUGAUACAACACCACCCUCUGCAGCUGACAUGGUUGGCAUAGCAGAACGUUGUCUUAGCAAGAGACACGAACAGGUUAUUGCUAAACAAAAAGCAGCAUUAACAGAUCUGCGAGAAUCUUUGGCCAAGCUAGAACAUAUACAACCACCAAUACUGGCGCACAAUACGGCUUUGCAGCAUAUAUCUGAGAUGAAGAGAGAAAACAUCGCGCUCAAAGCACAGCUAGCUGUCAAAGAAAAUUUCUCUUCGAAAUCCGAUCAAGAGCUUUAUGAAGAGGUGUGUCGAUGUAGAGAAGAUUUAGCGUUGGCUUUCCAUGAAAACAAUCUGGAGAAACAUGCUCAUCGUGAAGCACAAGAAGCUUUGCACAUCUCUGAAGAACUGUAUUUGCGAUGUAUUCGUACGAUUAGUACAGAAUUAGAUAUCCAACACAUACUGGGAUGCAAACCACUCGGAUACGUAAAUAGUGCGGAAAGGGAAGAUAUUUUAAAAGAAAGAAGCAAGGCUUUGGAUAUCGUUCUGCAAAGACUAAAGGUUUUGCAUUCUCGAUUGGAAAGAAAGGAUAAUUUGUUAGAAAGUUACGAUGAUGAUCUGAAAGUUUUAAGAGAAACCGAACAAUAUGCAGGAAAGAAAACAGCUCAAGUGAAGAAUUUAGAAGUCGAAGUCAGUCAGUACAAAGACGAAAUAUCCUACCUUCAGGAAGCUUUAAAAAAAUGUCGCAACGAGUUGGACGAUCAAACUAGAAUGAACACAGCGUUAAAACAGAGGAAGAUGUUUCUGAUGGACUAUAAAGAAGACACGCCGCCCAAACAACAUAAUUGUUAUGUAGACAAACAAAAAAAGUUUAAGGACGAUCAGAAGAGUAAAAAGAAAGAUGAAUUGCUUAAAAAGAGAAAAUUUGAAAUCGAGAAUCUAAAACAUCAACUUUGGAAAGCUGAUAUGGAGCUAAGCAAUGCAAAUUACAAAUUGCAAGAAGUCUCAAAGGAGAAGAAUUCGCGAUACGCAGACGAUGCAGACACAACAAACGAUUCUAUAACAGAAUUAAGUUACAUGGCUUCACAAAAUGCGGCAAAUCUCAUCGGUAGAUGUUUUAAUCCCUGUAAUUAUUGAUCCCCUAAGUUAUCUAUUUAUUACCAUUUUAACUGUAAUUUAAUAACAGUGCGUAAAAGUUUUUUGAUUUCUUACUUUA
Hydractinia symbiolongicarpus is the source of this 4358-nucleotide messenger RNA. Its product is annotated as forkhead-associated domain-containing protein 1-like. NCBI's taxonomy places the organism in Eukaryota, Metazoa, Cnidaria, Hydrozoa, Anthoathecata, Hydractiniidae. Bases 98 to 4279 code for a protein of 1393 amino acids. The transcript has 33 exons. Gene Ontology annotation, molecular function: protein binding. The record is from RefSeq and is a predicted model, not a curated record.